Messenger RNA from Ctenocephalides felis (cat flea), 1149 nucleotides. RefSeq lists its product as uncharacterized. Gene Ontology annotation, molecular function: DNA-binding transcription factor activity. The record is from RefSeq and is a predicted model, not a curated record. Lineage: Eukaryota; Metazoa; Arthropoda; Insecta; Siphonaptera; Pulicidae. Gene Ontology annotation, biological process: regulation of DNA-templated transcription.
CGCGCGGGGAUGACAUUGCAUUGAAUUUGAAAAAUAGAAGUGAUUGAAAAAUAAUUUUAAUUGUAAAUUUUUAAAAGUUUUAGUGAAUUGUUGUCAGUGUUUUUACAUAAUUUUAUAUAAUAUAAUUUAGUGAGUUUUAAAGUGUGCAACAGGACGACAGAUUUUGUACCCGAAGAAUUUAAACUGUCCAAGCCAGACAAUCCCGAGAUGAUCGUACAAACUUGGUUACAUAAUUUUGACUUCGAUCAACAGAAGUUCAAAAUGACUCCAGAUCACUUGGACUAUACAAUAAAGCCUGAAUUACCCGAUAAGGUGCAACCACACUCUAUAAAUAACAAUGGACCUCUGGACAUGUCACCAGCCUCUCCUGAUACCAAUGAUAGGUUAAGCCCAGGAUCAUGCGACUCUGUCCUCAAUUCACCAAAAAUUGAAAUAAAAACUGAACAAUUUGAUAACUAUAGCGAAUAUGAGGUUUCUAUAGCUAAUUAUAUGGCACAGAGGCAAGGAGACUUCAAUAAAAGGAUAAGAGAUCACAUAGAAAGGCCACCUUCAACAUUCAGCAAUGACUCCGGCAUCUUAACACUGGGCAAUGGCAACUCGUCUCCACCAAAUGCUGAUCAAAUCGAAUUUGAACUGAAUCCAAAUUUCAAAGUUUUCCAACCAAAAGAUGAACUUUACAAAAUGAACAGAUUGUCCCAAAUCAAGAAACAGCAGUAUGUAGAACAACAGAGAAAACUACAUCCAAUUGACUUCUCAUACAAUCCUAACAAGUCUAGAAAUUUAAAGACAUAUUCAGAUGCAUCUCAAGCAGAAGAAAGAGCAAAGAACAACUUUGCCAGUAGACGUAGCAGAUAUAAGAAAAAAUUGGAAGCCCAAACAAAGAACUUCAGUCUGGAUUUCAGCAUGAUGGAAUGCCAACAAUUAUGGGAAGAAGAGAAACGAUUGUCUGCUCUUAUAAGAUAUUUAGAAAAUGUAUGCACCAAAGUUGGUGUCGACAAACAGACCAUGAUUAAAAUGCGUAAAGUUAUAGUCUAUAGAAUUUUAUGUUUGAUGAUCCAAGUUGUAAAAUUUACAAUUGGAGCUAUACAGAGAAUCCCACCUUUUGGGAAAGAUUAUAGUACAAAUGGCAGAUUAUAUAAUGAAUUAUAA